AUUGGGUGUGAUUAACAACCUUGAUACACAAUAUUCCACAUUUAACGGCUAGCAAAAACUAAUCAACAAAACUUCAAAUUUCUUUAAUAAUUCAUAUUUGCCCCCAUCUUAAUCGCUCCCUCCUACAACAGGCUCCAAAAAACUAGCCGUUACGGAGCUCCGUGUCCAACGUUCAUCUUAUUUUCCCUCUUUUUCACCUUCUCACAAUCAACGCCUCCAAAUUCUCCAUUUUUCUCUCUCUCUCCUACUUUCUCGAGUGAUUUCAGUUGAAGGAAGCAACAAUGGCGACUCCAACAAAAGACCCACAAAGUGUUCGAUCAAAUGCCGCAAAGAAUCAAGAGAAUUCUAACCCUAAUUUGAAAUCAUCUCCUUCGAUUAAAUCUGCGAAAUCCCAGAAAUCUGCGAGUAAAAACCCGAUUUCUUCUUUUGUAUCGCCCAAGAAGAAGAUCAGGGAGAGGAAAUUUGUGGUUGCGAAGAAGAAUAAUGCGAAUAAGCAAGAAUUGAAUCGGAAUUGUAAGUGUAAAGAUAGGGUUAAUGGGAAGUGUUUGUGUGUUGCUUAUGAGAAUUUGAGGGUUUCUCAGGAAGAGUUUUUUAAGAGUAGGGAUGAAAAUGAUGGUGGGGUUGAAGAGUAUGAAGAUUUUGAUAAACCCAGUAGUGAGAAAUUAGAACUUGGGGGUGUAGAUGAUGUGGGUGAUUGCGAACCGGAGGCGGCUGAUUCUCCGAAAGGGGUGGGUAGUUCGACUACGAAACGAAGGCGGGAUAUAUUGUUGCAGGAGGCAAGGGCUAGUGUUCCGGAGCCGGGUUCAGGGAGGGUUUUGCAUCUAGUGAAGGCAUUUGAGAAGCUUUUGACAUUGCCUAAGAAAUCGGAGGGUAACAAAGAUGAUGAAAAUGAGGUGGAGGAUGAGGAGGAUACAAAGAAGGGGAUUAAAUGGGCGUUGCCGGGUUUGCAGCAGCCUCCUAGAGCACCCGAAACACAGGAAUCGUCGUCUGCUUUUUGUCCCGGAGAAUUGUUCUUCAAUGCUGAAAGCUUGGGGAUGGAUGCACAUGUUACUUCUUCAUUAGAUAGUAGCAGGGGAAGUGUUUCGAGCAGAAGUUCGAUUGGAAGUCGAAGAAGAAGUGGCUCAUUUUCUUCAGGGACUGUUGGUGGAAGCAAGUGGAAGAAGAAGCAACAGCAUAGAGUCACUUCCCAGAGACCAUUUAGGCUGAGGACUGAGCAAAGAGGAAAAAUGAAGGAGGAGGAGUUUGUGAAAAAAUUACAAGAAAUGAUGAUUGAAGAGGAGAAGCAGCGGAUACCUAUUGCACAAGGCCUUCCAUGGACAACUGAUGAACCAGAAUGUCUGAUAAAGCCACCAAUUAAAGACAUAACAAGGCCAAUCGACCUGAAGCUGCACAGCGAUGUAAGGGCUGUGGAACGGGCAGAGUUUGACCACCAGAUUUCUGAAAAAUUGACGUUGAUAGAGCAAUACAAACUGGAUAGAGAGAGGCAACAGAAGCUAGAAGAGGAGGAAGAAAUAAGAAGAUUAAGAAAGGAACUCGUCCCGAAAGCUCAGCCCAUGCCUUACUUUGACAGGCCUUUUGUCCCCAGGAGGUACGGGGUCAACAAAGCAACCAACGAUUCCAAAAGAUCCAAGGUUUCAAUAUCCCCAGCAAAAGAAAAUUAAGUGUUGUGAUUCAUGGAAUGACUUGAAUGAUUAUAUCCAUGCAGCAUGACUGGAACCAAUCUUAAACAUCACAUUUUCGAAGCAAUUCUCAGUGUUGCCUAUCCUUGAAGAUGUCAUAAUUCUUUUGUUCAUAAUAUUUUUUUUUUUUUUGUUUUCUUACAACUUGCACACAAGUGUUUCUCAAUAUGAGUUUGAAGAACAAACGGUUGCCAUUAACUCCGUAAUUAGUACACAAGAUGAAUUAAUGUAUUUCUUGCUAUCUU
Chenopodium quinoa (quinoa) is the source of this 1924-nucleotide messenger RNA. RefSeq lists its product as uncharacterized. Gene Ontology annotation, molecular function: microtubule binding; protein kinase activator activity. Gene Ontology annotation, cellular component: nuclear microtubule; mitotic spindle. The transcript has 8 exons. The coding region runs from base 282 to 1661 and encodes 459 amino acids. The record is from RefSeq and is a predicted model, not a curated record. NCBI's taxonomy places the organism in Eukaryota, Viridiplantae, Streptophyta, Magnoliopsida, Caryophyllales, Amaranthaceae. Gene Ontology annotation, biological process: mitotic spindle assembly; activation of protein kinase activity; regulation of mitotic spindle organization.